Molecule: messenger RNA, 10157 nt
Organism: Caretta caretta (loggerhead turtle)
Lineage: Eukaryota; Metazoa; Chordata; Testudines; Cheloniidae
Gene: DGKH
Product: diacylglycerol kinase eta
Biological process (GO): phospholipase C-activating G protein-coupled receptor signaling pathway
Cellular component (GO): plasma membrane
Molecular function (GO): ATP-dependent diacylglycerol kinase activity; protein binding
Source: RefSeq, a predicted model, not a curated record
GCUGCGAGGCAGCUGCAGCCCCGGGUCCCUGGAGGGAGGGAUCUGCGCGCCGAGUCUGUGGGAGAGAAACAGGUCGGGGGCGGAGGAGGCUGAGUGAAAAGAGACGGGUGAAGGAGGAGGGCGGGAGCGCGGUGCACGGGGGAAGAGAGAACAGCAAAGCUGGUUAAUUGCCACAACCUGCAGCAGGAGAAGCAGCAGCCGCCGGCGGUGCCCUGUCUUCCCCGCUCUCCCCAGCCUGGCGGGGGAGAGCCCUGCUGUGGGGGGUGAUGGAGCAGCAUGGGCACCCUUCCUAUAGUACCCGCAGCCCUGCCUGGGAGGAACUGGAGUCCGAGAAGAUGGCCGGGGCCGAGGCGAGGAUGAGCGGGGCCGGGAUCCAGCAGCAGCCCCAGCCCCCGGCGGCGGCGGGAGACGAGUCCUCGGACAGCGAGGGGGAGCACGAGGGCCCCCAGAAACUCAUCCGGAAAGUGUCCACCUCGGGCCAGAUCCGCAGCAAGACAAGUAUAAAGGAAGGGUUACUAUUGAAGCAAACAAGUUCUUUUCAGCGGUGGAAAAAACGUUAUUUCAAACUUCGAGGCCGUACCCUUUACUAUGCCAAGGAUUCAAAGUCUCUAAUAUUUGAUGAAGUUGACCUGUCAGAUGCCAGUGUAGCUGAAUCGAGCACAAAAAAUGUCAACAACAGCUUCACGAUAAUCACUCCAUUCCGGAGGCUAAUAUUGUGUGCUGAGAACAGAAAAGAGAUGGAGGACUGGAUCAGCUCACUGAAGUCUGUACAGUCUAGAGAACAUUAUGAGACCGCACAGUUUAAUGUGGAACAUUUCUCAGGGAUGCAUAACUGGUACGCCUGCUCCCAUGCCCGACCUACCUUCUGUAAUGUGUGCAGAGAAAGCCUCUCUGGAGUUACUUCUCAUGGCCUGUCUUGUGAAGUGUGUAAAUUUAAAGCACAUAAAAGGUGUGCAGUCAGGGCAACAAAUAAUUGCAAGUGGACUACGUUAGCCUCUAUUGGGAAAGAUAUCAUUGAGGACGAAGACGGUAUAGCUAUGCCUCACCAAUGGUUAGAGGGUAAUUUGCCUGUUAGUGCCAAAUGUGCAGUCUGCGACAAGACCUGUGGCAGCGUUUUACGCCUCCAAGAUUGGAAGUGCCUCUGGUGUAAAGCUAUGGUUCACACUGCCUGUAAAGAUCUGUAUCCUCAUAAAUGUCCGCUUGGACAAUGUAAGGUAUCCAUCAUACCUCCAACAGCACUCAACAGCAUAGAUUCUGAUGGAUUCUGGAAAGCCACAUGCCCGCCAUCCUGUGCCAGUCCUCUUUUAGUUUUUGUUAACUCAAAGAGUGGAGACAAUCAGGGAGUAAAGUUUCUUCGUCGAUUCAAACAGUCGCUAAAUCCAGCUCAGGUGUUUGAUUUAAUGAAUGGAGGACCUCAUUUAGGUUUACGGUUAUUUCAGAAGUUUGACAAUUUCCGGAUUCUUGUAUGUGGUGGAGAUGGAAGCGUUGGUUGGGUUUUGUCAGAAAUUGAUAAACUCAGCUUGCACAAACAGGCAAGUUGUCAGCUGGGAGUGCUUCCCCUUGGUACUGGAAAUGAUCUUGCCCGUGUCCUUGGUUGGGGAGGGUCAUGUGAUGAUGACACACAACUUCCUCAGAUUUUGGAAAAGUUAGAACGAGCCAGCACUAAAAUGCUGGACAGAUGGAGUAUAAUGUCAUAUGAACUGAAAUUACCAUCAAAGCCUUCUAUUCUUCAAGUUACUCCAGAAGAGGAAUCUGGGGAAUGUCAGAUAUCUGCUUAUGAGGAUUCAGUUGCUGCUCAUCUCACAAAAAUCCUCAAUUCUGAUCAACACUCAGUUGUCAUAUCAUCUGCCAAGAUAUUAUGUGAAACUGUAAAGGACUUUGUAUCCAAAAUAGGGAAGACCUAUGAAAAAACAAUGGAAAAUGCAGAGGAAGCAGAUACCAUGGCCAUUAAAUGUUCAGAAUUAAAUGAGAAGUUAGACCUAUUGCUCCAGGCUCUUCACACUGAAGCCCAGGCUACUCCCAUCCUACCACGGAUCACUCCCCCCAUUGUAGAGGAAGAAGUUGAGGAGUUUUCAAGUGAAGAAUCCUUGUCUGAAAGCAAGGAACAGUUAACAGACAGCAUUGCAAAGUCUUCCACUCAGAAAAUCUUCAAACCAAGAGAACAGUUAAUGCUGCGGGCAAACAGUUUAAAGAAGGCAGUGAGGCAAAUCAUUGAACAAGCAGAAAAAGUUGUGGAUGAACAGAAUGCUCACACUGAAGAACAAGUGAACCAAUCCCCUAUAGAAUAUAGUAAGGAAUUGGAUGAAUCCAAAGAAGAAGAAAAAGAGGAAGAUACAAAGGAAUAUGAAUCUCCGACAAUUAAAACUGCACCAAAAUCUCCAGAUCGACAUACAAGUCGGGGCAUCCCCUCUCAUACUGGCUCUUUCUCUGCCCCAGCUGUGGCAGCCAGCAAAGAAAACCUCCCUGUACUUAACACCAGGAUAAUCUGCCCAGGUUUAAGAGCUGGAUUAGCUGCCUCCAUUGCGGGGAGUUCUAUUAUCAGCAAAAUGUUACUUGCAAACAUUGAUCCAUUUGGUGCUACCCCAUUUAUUGACCCUGAUCCAGAUUCACUGGAAGGAUAUUCAGAAAAAUGUGUCAUGAACAACUACUUUGGAAUUGGAUUAGAUGCAAAAAUUUCAUUAGAAUUUAAUAACAAGCGAGAGGAACACCCUGAAAAGUGCCGAAGCCGGACAAAGAACAUGAUGUGGUAUGGGGUGCUUGGUACCAAAGAAUUACUGCAAAGAACCUAUAAGAACUUAGAACAAAAAGUUCAGCUUGAGUGUGAUGGACAAUACAUCCCCCUCCCCAGUCUUCAAGGCAUAGCUGUGCUAAACAUUCCAAGCUAUGCUGGUGGGACUAAUUUCUGGGGUGGAACCAAAGAGGAUGAUAUAUUUGGAGCACCAUCAUUUGAUGACAAAAUCUUAGAAGUUGUUGCGGUAUUUGGCAGCAUGCAGAUGGCAGUUUCAAGAGUCAUCAAAUUGCAGCACCACAGAAUAGCUCAGUGUCGGUCAGUAAAGAUCACCAUACUUGGAGAUGAAGGGGUUCCAGUGCAAGUAGACGGAGAGGCAUGGAUCCAGCCUCCAGGAGUUAUUAAAAUUGUGCAUAAAAACAGAGCUCAGAUGCUAACACGAGACAGAGCUUUUGAAAAUACCCUAAAGUCUUGGGAAGACAAACAGAAGUAUGAUUCCUGCAAACCUGUCCUCCGAUCUCACUUGUACCCUCAACAGGCUGUUGAGUUGGCUACGGAAGAAGAAGUUGCACAGAUCCAGCUGUGUUCACAAGCCGCAGAAGAACUUAUUACCAGAAUCUGUGAAGCCGCAAAAAUACACAACCUGUUGGAACAGGAGCUGGCUCAUGCUGUCAAUGCGUGUUCACAUGCAUUAAAUAAAGCCAAUCCAAGGUUUCCUGAGAGUCUUACCAGAAAUACUGCCAUUGAAAUAGCUGUCAAUGUGAAGGCACUACAUAAUGAAACUGAAUCUCUUCUAGUAGGAAGGGUUCCUUUGCAAUUGGAUCCUCCCCAUGAAGAGCUGCUGUCUGAUGCAUUACACAGUGUGGAGAUUGAAUUGAGAAAACUUGCUGAGAUUCCAUGGCUUUAUUAUGUUUUCCAGCCAAAUGAUGAUGAGGAUCCCCCUCUGGAUUAUUCUAAGAGAAACAACAGAAGUACAGUGUUUCGCAUAGUGCCAAAAUUUAAAAAGGAAAAAGUCCAAAAGCAUAAGAGCAGCCCUCAGCCUGUUCAAAAAUGGGGCACAGAUGAAGUUGCUGCUUGGCUGGAUCUGCUCAGUUUGGGAGAGUACAAAGAAAUCUUCAUCAGCCAUGACAUCCGAGGCUCUGAGCUUUUACAUCUGGAAAGGCGAGAUCUUAAGGACCUGGGGAUAACGAAAGUGGGUCAUAUGAAGCGAAUUCUCCAGGGAAUUAAAGAGCUUGGCAAGAACGCUCCCUUGUCCGAAGUGUAACUAUACUGGUGCUAUCCUUGGAAGGAGGGAGAAUUGCUAGUUAGCAAAGUGGAGGCACUUUACUGGUUUGUAGUUUACUAUAUGGUUGGAUAAGCACUGGUGUACUAUGCAGGUUAAUAUAUCUGCAUUCUUGUGUGGUGAAGAGCUUGAUCUGAGAAUCUGAAUGGUUUUGUGCCAAAAAAAAAAAAAAAAAAAAAAAAGUUAUGUUCAGUGAAGACCUUUUCUUAGUGUGCAAACUUGGCAAGUUCAAGUGAGCACAUUUUGGUAAAGAGGUUGGUAUAUAGUGAACUGCAUUGCCUGGAAAAUGUAAUUAAGUAAUGAUCGCUUUCCUUACGUAUGGCCCAGUACAGCUCUCUUACAAUGCAGCAACGUAUCACUGUAGAGCCUGAGGUUGCCUGGUUAACUUUCUGAAGCACAGCUUCCCUAAAACAUUUUGUACAGAAGACUGAGAGAUGGAAUGUUCCUGGUUUUGCUCGCAAGACUGACAUUGCCUCAGGUACUUAGCACUCAUUGGCCAAGGAGUAUGGUUACAGACAGCAUGAAUGCAAACUAUAAUGCAUGGUGUACCUAUCUGAAUCGUCUGUCUUUCUGUUGCAUGACAUAUCUGAUACUUUGAACACUUGAACAAUUUUUAUAUCGGUUUUAAUAAGAUUUAAUUUAUUACUACUUGUGUGUCUUUUAUUUGGUUACAGGCACUUUUCUAUUCUUCAGUGUUGUAUUUUACCUGAACAUGUUCUGUGGCAAAGACUUGUGGAUGUGAACACUUAGCAUCUGUGCCAUAUUUAGCAAAUGAUGUGCAUUGUAUAUAAUUGACACAUUCUAUAGUUCAGUUUUUAAAUUACCCAUGUUGAGUAGGUAUAUCAGGUAAUUAACUCCUGAGUGUUUUGGAGUGACAGGUACCUCACAAAAUUAUCAAUCAGCUUCCCAAAUGGAAAAUUAUCAGAGAGCUUUCUUAUGGCGCAUUUUAAUAUAGCUAGUCAGUUACCUUGAAUAUCUGUUGCAUAUCUGAACUUUAGGCGUUACUCAUUUUAUUUGUUAUGCAAAAAGAGGAUUAAAAAGGUUAGUGAAAUGUUUUUUUAAAAGCCAGAAGUAAUUUAAUGUUGUUUACUAUGUGUAUAAAAUGUUUUAAUGUUACAGCUGAUUUGAUUUUGUGAGGUAAACUUCCCCAGUCUGAUAUAAGAACUUAGCCAUGUGCACCAUUUUAAUAUUGUUUUUUAAAGAUUCGUUAAAUACCAAAACAAUGUACGCAUCUACUCCACAUAUCUAUAUUCAGUCUGUUUCUUACCAGUACUACUGCACUGGUAAAUCAUACAUAUUUAGUAAAAAUGGUAAUCCUUUCCCAAGUAUUGUACACUAUGCAUGCUUAGGUAAAUCACAUGCAAAACAAUAAUACAGAGUGUAAACAGGUUCAUUUAGAAUUACUCCGAUGCUAAACAUUUCAUUACGACAGGCUUUAUGAAAUUCAGUUGGGGUGCAUCUAAACAAGAAAUAGAUUUAUAAUUAAGUGAGUUCCCAGAUAAUUUUUCAUCAAGUAUUUAUCUAAUGGGUAAAGAAUUUAAAUAUCUCUGGAAGUAAAAACUACAGUAAAACUACUUAAAUAAUUAGGAUAUCUUGAUGUUUCACAGCUUGGGUAUAGUUACACGGUAAAGUCUUCUUUAUACUGAAAACUUAUAUCAGCAUAACUGUGUCUCUCAGGGAUGUGCAAAAUCCGCAGCCCUGCAAGACUUAACUAUGCCGACUUAAUCCCUAGUGUAGACAGUGCUAGGCUGACGGAAGAAUUCUUCUGUCAACCUAGCUAUCGCCUCUCAGGGGGGUGGAUUAACUAUAGCAACAGAAGAACCACUCCUGUCACUGUAGGGAGGGUCUACACUGAAGUGCUACAGUAACACCUGUAGCCUUUUAAGUGUAGACAUACCCUAAAUGAGCUUGUAUAAAAUGGAUACCUCCUUGCCAUUUGCAAGAAUGCAGCAUGCCAGCUAAAGAGGCAAGGCUUUUACUAAUCAUAGAUCCUGCUUUUCAACAGCAGAGGCUUUGUCAACUCUUAAUGGUUAAAGAGUAGGUUAAUAUAUUAUUCCUUUCUAAUAUUUGAACAGACUUUCAUUUGGUUUAAAAAAGUUUGUUUCCCACAUGUUUUAAAGGGAAAAGUGUCAAGUGUUAGGUCCUAACUUUGACCUAUCUUUCUCAUUUGGUAGGGGUUGUCCCCUGGAAGGUAAAUGUCUUCUUUAAGUUUUUUUUCUAACAUCCUUCACCACUCUUGCCAAGAAAUUUUAAUUAAAAAAAAAAAAUAGCUCAAGUCUGUCUGUCUCAAGCGCCAUGUGCUGUAGAGUAAAUAAAAGGACGCAGUUCCGAGAAUUGUGCUGACAUAACUGAUUAUGCUGGUAAACAAACAAAAGAAAAAAGCUAUGUUCCAUUAGGUUUUCAGCAAAAACCAAACCAAAACAAAACCUGUUUGCCAAGUGCAUUAUUUUCAAGCUGUUGUCCUAAAAAGGUAUGCAAACAAUAGAGAGUUUUAAAAAUGUACUUGACACUGACCCUUUAAUUAUGUUCAGAUGACAUCUGUUAUGUCUCCAUAAGCCAUCUUUCCCUUCUCUCCCAGCUUCUCUGUAAGCUACAGUGUGUACAUUUUAAUGUGUGGCAGCAUUCUAAUUUGUGGGUGUUCUGAUAGAAUAUAUAAUUAAUCUUGCUAGUAAACUCAAGAUUAUAAUUUCCUAGUCAUAGGAUGAAUUAUCUCUAACAUACCCACUGUCUCACUAAACAAUGCAUAGAAUUGGGCAUAUGCAGCAGAAUUUCUUUAGUCUUCUUUCUCAAUUUCUGUGUAGUCUUCAGUGACUGCCUCUGGAAAGGGUAAACUCCUUUUGGACGGGAAAAUGUAUUAUUAAUAAUUCCUCUUUGUUAUAACACUCCUAAAAUUACCUCAGGAUAGGGCAACUUUUCAGCUGUUGUCUUUCUAUCAGUAAUCCAGGUUUUUUAAAUGACUGCCAAAGAAUUUAACAUCAGUUAUGUAAGUGGAAGUUUUUUUAAUGUACAAGUAGACUAAGUAUUUCAGACUUUAUUUAUACUUUAUUUGUCCAGGAGAGGUCCAGGAGAGCAAAUUUUAUAGGAAACUAUGACUUAAAAAUGUAUUUCAUAUCAGUUCCAAAUGCAUUGAUGAGUAGAACAAAAAUAACUAAGGAAUCUUUUUACUGAAGGCAUAAGUCUAUAAUGUUGUUUACCUAUGUCGAUUUUCUGCAGGAAGUACUUUUUAAACACAAUGUUACUAAUUUAUGAUUUUAUAGCAACUUUUGAAAUAUUUAGUGUUUUUUGUUAAAGCCCCAGCUCCUGGAGUCCUUUUUUUUAAGUGAAUUUCAGGUCCUCAUGGCUAUGGAGAAAAGGUUGAAAACAUGUACUCAAAGGGCUCAGAAAGCAGAAGGAAAAUGAAGAGAUUCCCCAAAACUAUUAUUUUUUAAAAACUCAAUUUUUUUUACCAAUAUGAUUUUGGGGGGAUCUGACUCAUGACAGUUGAAAUCUUGUGUCAGGUAAUACUAUAACCAAAAAAGUAAAAAUAAAACCCCACUGGAGGAAACAAAAACAUGAUUUAAUACACUUAAGAUGACUCUUCUGCUUCUAAAUGUAGACAACUCUCUUCUGCCCCAUUGCAAAAUAUGUGCAAGGCAAAACAGAGCAGUUGUUAUUAAAAUGGAAGUGAGAGUAUUUGUUCAGAUGACCUGGCUAUACUACUUAGAAGGAGGAAAGGGAGACAUGCAUGUUAAAACGGUAGUAGAUUGUCAUGGGCAGAUAUAUUAUCUUAAAAUCAGGGUUUGUUUUUUGUAUAAUGUUUUCUACUUUCUUGCAUUCAACUAUUGUAACAACCACUUUUUCAGAUGGUACAUGUGCUGCCUUUAUAAUACAAAAUGCCUUCUUUAAAAAAGUCUGUUGAAAUCACAAAUGCAAAUGGUAUUCGUUUUUACGGUAUUGUAAGGGGGGAAAUAUGUGCAAAAAUGUGAAAUUGUUAUAUUUUUUUCUUUUCACUAUAUUUUUGUGCAUUUUCCCCUUUCUACUUUUUUCAUGUAAAACCCUCCCCCUGCCCCCCAUCUACUCCCCAGUACACUUCUGUUUAAAAGGAAAAGAUUUUACACUUAAGGGGGAAGAGAAAAUCAGUAAUAAAAAAACCCCAGCUGAACUGUGUCUAUUUCAACAUAAUAGUUCUCUCAGCCUCUUGUGCUCUGGAGAAGGAGUAUCAUUAUAGCUAAUGUGCACUAAAACGUAUCAUUUUAAUGCAAACAAGAAUUAUUAUUUUCAAAUAUAAUGCUCCUAUUCCAUUUUUGUGGAUUUCUCUGCAUUCUCUGAUAUUUUGUCUAUACAAAUAUGUAAUCUGCCAGUUUAUACUUUUUAACUGGAUUAAAUAAUGCCAAUUCACCUUAUGAAAACUGCACACUACCCACAUGAGACAUGUACUUUUUUUCACAAGGUAUCCUGGUAAAGAUUGUCUGUGUUCUGUCAUUGUAUCAUAGCCCUGCCUUCUGGCAGGUUGACAGAUAACCAGUUUCACACUGAAUGGUAAAUUAAUAUAUAAACCCAGACAUAACAGAAAGUACAGUAGUGUUACUUUCAAAAAUGUAUUUAAGAAAAUAUAUUGUACAUAGAUAAUGCCAAUUGGACAUGAAAGACAAAAAGGAAAGAGAAUCUAUUUUGCUUGAUUCCUAAUGUUUAUGAUUGCACUAUUAAUGUUUACCACUGUUUAUUCAUAGCUAUAUCUGUACCUCUAAGUAUUAGGCUCCUUCAUUUGUUUGACAGUUCUGGUAACUAGUAACUAGUGGUGUAAAAAGUGUUGAUAUUUGUCAAAGUUUCAGUUAUGUGAGAUAUAUAUAUUGUUGAGGAUAAAUGAGUUGGAGUAAUAUAUUUAUCUUACAACCAGGGAAUUAGCUGAUCAUUCAUGGGUGAGUAAUUCAAAGCCACAGAGAGUUAUAUGGAGUUUUUCUCCUUUCUCCCAAGUAGGAUAAAUAUCUCACUACUGCAUUAUACUGUGUUACAUUUAUACAACAAGAUCCUCCUUUUGCUGAUUCUUUACUAACAGGUUAUAAAUUUGGGGGUAUGAUUUUUAUAUCAAAAUGCUGCUCAUUUAAGCUGCAAAGAUUUUAAUGUUUUCAGGAAUUGUACAUGACUAUAUUGUUGGCUUGAGUAAAAUAAUUAGCUGGUUUUUUUGGUGACUUGAGAUAAUUGAGGAGUUUGGGUAGGAAUUAAAAUUUGGCUGGUAUACUUUUAUAGAUAAAAACCUGAUACUGCUAUCAGCAAUGUUGAUAAUAUUAUAAAGUAUCACUUGAUAAUCAUCAAUAGAAGGUCUUCACCGGUUGUAUAAAUUUGUGUAUUUAUCUAUCUAUGGGAUAUAGUGUGGAAUUGGAUAUUUUAUACAAAAAUGCAUUUUCUAGUUCUUUUCUACUGCUGUUGUGUUAUGUUUAAUAGCUCUGUUAAUGGUUUGCUUAUGUACUUGAAAUGCUCAUUUCUGCCAUACAGAAGCCCAGUUUAUUUCUCAGAAAUUAUAUUGCACGUGGAAAGCUUCCCAUCUUUACUCUCACAAAAGAUUUUCUAGAAUUCCCAGGUCCAACCCUGCAACCCACUGAAGUCAGUGACAAAACUCCCAUUAAUUUCAGUAGGAAUAAGAAGAGGCUCCUAUUCUUCUUUUGAAUUAUUGAAUUACAGGCUGUAACAGUAGGCACUUAAGUACAAAUUCAUUUAUUUUAAAAAUGAAUGUGGUAAAGGACAAAACAGCCAAAAAAGGAGAAGUAAAACCAUCAGAAAUGUAGGAUUUUAAUAUUUCCAGCACUUACAGGCAGGUUUCACCAAGUCUUAAACUUUCAUGUGUAUUGCUAUGCUAAAUUUUACAACAAAAGAUGUAUUUCAUCCAUUCACAGCCCAGAAAAAUAGAACAUUAUCACCCUCAUCAAUGACAUUCAAACACUUAACAUCCUUGGCUAAAUUGGCAAAAAUGCUGACUUUUGUGCACCUAAGUGAUCGUGCAGUUGUGCUUUAAUAUUUCCAACAAGUAGGGUGCUUAAACACAAUGGGCCAGAUUUUCAAAAGUCCUGAGCUCCCGCUUAGGCUAUGUCUACACUACCACGAUAAGUCAACCUAGACUAUGCAACUCCAGCUAUGUGAAUAACGAAAUUCUCCUGUCGACCUACCUUACUC